AUGGCGAAGCAGGAUCGGUUGCAGCAGUUGGAUGCGUUGGUUAAACGCAUGAGGCGUAGCCAGACGCUGUCGCCAGGGGAAGCUGCCAAUGUUCAGAAGGAGCUGAUUGGCCUGGCAAAGAGGUGCUGGCCAGAAGACGAGGAGGACGACGAUGAAGAGAACGAUGGAGACACGCACACGACGCAGAGCUUCGAUCGGUUGGAAGAGGUCCUCCUGAAGCUCUCAGCUGCCGACCAGGAGGCGAUCGUGGCUGCUUUCCGACCUCUGCGUGCUGGCGUUUCACGCCGCCUUUCAGAGUGGACGCAUGCCCUGAACGACUGGCUUAGCGAGGCCGGGGCCGGGCAUGCACAGGCACAGCAUCUUGCAGAACUCCUUCGUGAAGUCGACAGCUCUCCGCAGUCUCGAUGGUAUCGCCAGUGCAUGAAGCCUCGGGUCAAAGCGAAGUUUCUGAUGGCCAUUGCCAGUCUUGCACGGGCUUUGAUCCGUGGCAGUUCCUUGCUGAAGCCCUUAGUCGCAUCCCAUCCGGCCAUUCUGUCGCUGGCGAAGAAGAUCGUCGGCAGGCUCUUUGUGCAGCCUGGCUAUGGCGACACCCUGGAGAGGUGGCACGAGGGCCGGCUGGCCGUCUACAACGCGACGAUCUCCUUGGCCGCACAGCGGGCGCUCCAAGUGGACAAGCUGAAGGACGACCUGCAGGUGUCCCUUGUCUCGGCAGUGAAGCGCUCGGCCAACCCUUCAGAGGAUGGCAAGGCCAAGGCAUCUUUGCAGCUCCAGCUGAGAGAGUGGCCGAUGUCGGGGUGCCCUUUGGCCCGAGCUCUCUUGGACUUCCUGAAGUCACGGGGAGCCGAGCUGGGGGACUUGGGUCGACCGAGUCUAAGGGAGUGUCCGCCACAUGCGCUGCAACCCGAGACCUUACGACAGUUGCUCUCACGCUUGGAUGCUUUUGAGGUUGCGGAUGGCAUCGUGCGACUCCGCUUCGAGGCCGUGGCCGCCUUGGCCUUCAAAGCAGUGGGGACGAAGCCGAAGGCUUCCUCUGUGGUUCCACCGAUGCUUCCUGCCAAAACCCAGCCAGCCCAGAUUGCCCAGGCCACCCAGGCCCAGGCCGCGCAAGCUGCCCAGAUUGCCCAGACGCAGGUCGCCAAACCAAAGGCUGAGGGCGGCCUCCCCCAGGACUCGGACUUCAAGAUCGAUCUUUCGGAUGUCAACUUGAUGAUAAAGCUCAUCAAAAGUGGCCUGCGCGCUGGGGACGAGGAGUGGCGGCAAGCUUGGACGCAGUUUUGUUGGAAGAAGGACCUACGGCCCAAGCUCUCCAUCAGAAACAAAAUUAGCCCUCCGAAAGAGGCUCUGGCUGCAUUCUUGGAGGCCAACCUUUCCAAGCUCCGGUCUUCUUUCUGGGCGGAUGCCUCCCGCUCCCGAUCCGAUCUGGAGCGCCGCCGGCGCCGCGAGCGCCAGGAGCCUCGGGAGCGCCAGGAGCCUCGGGAGCGCCAAGCAGAGCUGUCGGAGUCCUUCUCCAGCUCGUUCUCUGAGUCCGAACGCUCCCGACGUCGUAAGAAGCGACGCAAGGAAAAGAAAGGCCUCAUGGGCUAUGCCGACUUCUUUAACUCCAAGUCCAAGCACAUGACGCCGGAAGUGAUGAUGAUGAGAGCCCAAAUGAUGGGCUUCUCCAUGGUCAUGGACAGCCCGCUGGCCAUGAUGGGCAUGCGAGCUCCGAUGAUGACGCCCUCAAUGACACCCAUGUUGCCGCGGCCCGAGGCUGCACCAGGCCGCCCUUAUGGUAGCGCUGUGGCACCACUGCUGCCACCACCCCCGCAGACGCCGGCGGCACCGGCACCGCCGUCCACGCCUGGCAGCCCGCCGCCUCCAGCGCCCCCGGCGCCGCAGCCCGCAGCUCCUUCGCCAAGCUCCAACUCCGCCAACUCCGCCAACUCCAAGCCACCGUUGCCCAAAUCGGUCGUGGCGGCACGGAAGCAACAGGAGUCGACCAUCGACAUGGAUGAUCUCUGA
Molecule: messenger RNA, 2001 nt
Organism: Symbiodinium natans
Lineage: Eukaryota; Dinophyceae; Suessiales; Symbiodiniaceae
Source: the annotation of a GenBank genome assembly